AUUGGGAAUUGGAGGCGUCUCGUCGGCUCACGGUAGCUGGCGCCUUCUCCCUCGCCCGAUCCCAGCCCUAAUCCCAACCCUAAGUCUCCGAUCCCACGAAGAAUGUCCAAGGCCUGGGGCGCUGUCGGCGCCUGGGCGCUCGACGCCGAGCGCGCGGAGGCCGAGGAGCAAGAGCAGCCGGCGGGGGAGCCGCCUCCGGCCAGUCCCCUCCUCGCUAGCGAGCCUGCGCAGGGCUUCCCGACACUCAAGGAGGCGGCCUCCUCCUCGAAGCAGAAGAAGAAGAAGAAGAAGCCCGUCCCCCUCGCCCAGUUCGUUGCCGGUGGCUCCCGUCCCUCCUUCGAGUCCAAGGGCCUCACCCCUGAUGAGAUGCUCGGCCUUCCAACCGGCCCGAGGGAACGGUCCCAGGAGGAGCUCGGGUAUGGGCGCCUUGGCGGUGGGUUCCGAUCGUAUGGUGAUGGCGGUGGCCCCCGCAGAAGUCUUCCUGGCCGUAGGGUCGAUGAGGGCGAUGGCUCGUGGGGCGGCGCCGGUGGUGGAAGGAGGAGCUACGGUGGGUUUGAUGAGGAGCCGCGGAAGGGUCCGCCGGAUAGGUAUUCAGAUUUUGACCAGCCAUCGAGAGCCGACGAAGUGGAUAAUUGGGGUGCUGGAAAGAAGCCGUUUGCUCCUCCGCUAGCUGACGCUGGGCGGCGCGAUUCAUAUGGCUUCAGUGGCAGUGGCAGCUCGUCUAGGGCUGAUGAGGUAGAUAGUUGGUCAAUUGCGAAGAAACCUCUUCCAUCCGAAAACCAAAGUUUUGGAUCAGGGUCUGGGGAUUCCCGUGCUUCAUCUGAAUCCUACGGAUGGGGAAGAAGUAGAGAAGGAUCAAUUCCACAUGAUCAAGGGAGGCCAAAGCUAGUUUUGGAUCCACCAAAGAGGAAUGUUGGCACACCGAGUGAGCCUUUGAGGAGUCGGCCUAGCCCAUUUGGCGCUGCACGUCCGAGAGAGGAGGUUUUGGCUCAGAAAGGGUUGGAUUGGAGGCAGAUGGACUCUGAUAAUGAGAUGAAGAAGACCAGCAGGCCCACCAGUUCACAUUCUAGCAGACCUUCAAGUGCACAUUCAAGCAGACCAGUCAGUCCAGGAUUGCAAUCAGCAGCUGUGGCAGCAGAAGUAGCAGUUAAACCUCGACCAAAGGUGAACCCGUUUGGUAAUGCAAAGCCCCGAGAAGUUCUGUUGCAGGAAAAGGGAAUAGAUUGGAGGAAAAUUGACCUGGAGGUGGAAUAUCGCAGUGUGGAAAGAUCUGAGACCAAUGAAGAAAAGCUGCUAAAAGAAGAGAUUAAUUAUCUUAAGGCACUGACUAGAGAAACUGAGGGCAAUCUAAAUGACAAGUUUACAAAAUUAUCUGCUGAAGAACUUUCUAAGCUUCAUGAGGAGAUAGCAAGGAAGGAAAAGGACCUGGAGCUUCUAGUGCAUCAGUUUGAUGACAAGGUUCGGUUUGGUCAAAGAACCACAGCCAACAUCAGACCAGGAUCUGGGUCUGGCAGGAGCGAUACGUCGUCAUCUACGAGGCCACCAUCUCAGUCUGGCAUGUCUGAGGGGUCUAGGAGCAUUGAUUUUGUUGACAGGCCACAAUCUGGUGGUGGGACUGGAGAUGCAUGGGGAAAUCGCAUGGAUGACAGGCGAGGAUUUCAGGGGAGAAGGGAUAAGAGCUUUUACGAAAGCAGAAAUGCAGACAGGUCAAGUUCAAGGGAGCGGUGGUGAAUGAUUUUGGUGUGAAUUCAAGGUGUUUCUUGAUAAAAAAGGAUAACAUAUGGCUUGUUCUUUGGCCCCAAUUCUCUUGUUCAAUUUUGUUUUGCACAAUGCCAGUUGGCAAUAAAACAUGAAAUCGGUGAUGAGAACUUUGUGUUGUUUA
Molecule: messenger RNA, 1882 nt
Organism: Musa acuminata AAA Group (dessert banana)
Lineage: Eukaryota; Viridiplantae; Streptophyta; Magnoliopsida; Zingiberales; Musaceae
Product: eukaryotic translation initiation factor 4B2-like
Exons: 3
Coding region: 103-1731 (542 amino acids)
Molecular function (GO): translation initiation factor activity; mRNA binding
Source: RefSeq, a predicted model, not a curated record